Octodon degus (degu) is the source of this 1741-nucleotide messenger RNA. RefSeq names its product cytochrome P450 3A9-like. Bases 116 to 1627 code for a protein of 503 amino acids. The record is from RefSeq and is a predicted model, not a curated record. The transcript is spliced from 13 exons. Gene Ontology annotation, biological process: oxidative demethylation; steroid metabolic process. Lineage: Eukaryota; Metazoa; Chordata; Mammalia; Rodentia; Octodontidae. Gene Ontology annotation, molecular function: heme binding; testosterone 6-beta-hydroxylase activity; iron ion binding.
UUCUCACUGAAUCACAGCUGAGUACCCAAGGGGAGCUCUCUCGGCAGAGUCUUGCAGAGGGACUCACAAUCACCUGGAAGGAAAACUCUGAGAGAACCCCAGAAAGAAACUGACAAUGGACCUGAUUCCAAACUUCUCCAUGGGAACAUGGUUGUUUUUGGCUCUCAGCCUGGUGCUCUUGUAUAUCUAUGGGUCCUAUUCACAUGGAUUCUUUAAGAAGCUGGGAAUUCCUGGGCCAACACCUCUGCCUUUCUUUGGAACUAUGUUGGAAUACUCAAAGGGUGUGUGGAAAUUUGACAUAGAGUGCCAUAAAAAGUAUGGAAAAAUGUGGGGGUUGUUUGAUGGUAAUCAGCCUCUGUUGGCUAUCACAGACCCAGAAAUAAUUAAAACAGUGCUUGUGAAAGAAUGCUAUUCUACCUUCACAAACCGACGGUCUUUUGGUCCAAUGGGUUUUAUGCGAAAAGCCAUUUCUUUAGCUGAGGAUGAAGAAUGGAAGAGAAUACGAACAACAAUGUCUCCAACUUUCACAAGUGGAAAACUCAAGGAGAUGUUCCCCAUCAUUGAACAAUAUGGAGAUGUGUUGGUGAAGAACCUUCGGCAGGCAGCAGAGAAAGGCACACCUAUCGCCAUAAAAGAGAUCUUAGGGGCCUACAGCAUGGAUGUGAUCACUGGUACAUCAUUUGGAGUGAACAUUGAUUCCCUCAACAACCCACAAAGUUCCUUUGUGGAAAAAGCCAAAAAGCUUGUAAGAUUUGAUUUUUUGGAUCCAUUUUUUCUUUCAGUAGCACUCUUCAAAUUCCUUACUCCACUAUAUGAAUGGCUAAAUAUCACCAUUUUCCCAUAUGACUCUUUAAUAUUUUUCAAAGACUUUGUACUAAGGACAAAGAAAAAUCGUGUUGAAGCUAACCAGAAGGAUCGAAUGGAUUUUCUUCAGCGAAUGAUAGACUCCCAGAAGUCCAAAGACUCAGAGACCAAUAAAGCUAUGUCUGAUCUGGAGAUUGCAGCUCAAUCAAUUAUCUUUAUUUUUGCUGGCUAUGAAGCCACUAGCAAUGCUCUUUCUUUCAUUAUGUAUGAAUUGGCGACUCACCCUGAUGUGCUGAAGAAACUGCAGCAGGAGAUUGAUGAAGCUUUGCCCAAUAAGGCACUUCCCACCUUUGAUGACCUGGUACAGAUGGAGUACCUGGACAUGGUGGUGAAUGAAACUCUCAGAUUAUAUCCAAUUGCUAACAGACUUGAGAGAGUCUGUAAGAAAGAUGUUCAAGUCAAUGGAGUGCUUAUUCCCAAAGGGACAGUGGUGAUGAUACCAACCUUUGCUCUUCAUUUGGACCCAGAACACUGGCCAGAGCCUGAGGAGUUUCGUCCUGAAAGAUUCAGUAAGAAGAACAAGGACCUCAUCAACCCUUACAUAUACUUGCCCUUUGGGAAUGGGCCAAGGAACUGCAUUGGCAUGAGGUUUGCUCUUAUGAAUAUCAAACUUGCUGUCAUCAGAAUCCUGCAGAACUUUACCUUGCAACCUUGUGAGGAAACACAGAUCCCCAUGAAAAUAAACAACUCUGCCCUUGUUCAACCAGAAAAGCCCAUUGUUCUGAAGGUUAUGCCAAGAGAUGCUACCAUAAGUGGAGCCUGAUCUUGCUGUGGGAUUUCAGCUAUGUUCUUCAAGGAGACUAUGUCCCCAAACAUCAGAGAUUAAUUUGCCUUUGAAUAAAAUUUAGAUGAAUAUAGGCUUAGGUUAUUAUCCUUG